GCGUGGGCGCAGGCAAAUCUCGGAAAAGCUCGGUCGUUAGACUCUCUCGCGCACGCGCGGGAAGGCUCGGCCGUUAGACUCUCUCGCGCCCGCGACCCGCUCUCCCUCGCCUGCUUCGUGUCACGCUGUCCCACUCGUCGCCCCUCGGAGGAGUCGCCGCCGCCACCCACACACACCACACACCGCCAGGAGUCGGAGACGCAGCGAGGCCGUCGUCACCGCCAUGCCUAAGAAUAAAGGUAAAGGAGGUAAAAAUAGGCGCAGAGGUAAGAAUGAGAAUGAAUCUGAAAAAAGAGAGCUGGUGUUCAAAGAAGAUGGGCAAGAGUAUGCUCAAGUAAUCAAAAUGUUGGGAAAUGGACGAUUAGAAGCGAUGUGUUUUGAUGGUGUAAAGAGGUUAUGUCACAUCAGAGGGAAACUGAGAAAGAAGGUCUGGAUAAAUACCUCAGACAUCAUAUUGGUUGGUCUACGGGACUACCAGGAUAAUAAAGCUGAUGUAAUUUUAAAGUACAAUGCAGAUGAGGCUAGAAGUCUGAAGGCAUAUGGCGAACUUCCAGAACAUGCUAAAAUCAAUGAAACCGAUACAUUUGGUCCUGGAGAUGAUGAUGAAAUCCAGUUUGAUGACAUUGGAGAUGAUGAUGAAGACAUUGAUGAUAUCUAAGUCGAACUCAACCUUUCACAUUCCACUUUCUUUGAGGAUUAUUCAACAAUUUGGAUUUUGGCUGUGACCCGUUAAAGAAUAAAUUUUCAUUAGCAUGAGUGCAGUUUGUUAAAGCAGAAUGAUUUGUUUCUAAGGUAUUUCUUUAAAAACUGGUAAUGCUGAAUACUCUUAAAUGUUAAACCCACUUUGUUCUUUUGAUGUGACGGAGCUUGUGGGUAAAAGACCACAUCUGCUCUUCUAAAAGAGAAAAAAAAUGCAUUACUGCCUUUCCCACUUUGACCACUUCCAGUAAGUAAAUGGAUGUUUUGAAUAAAUCAUUUGCCGUACACGCAUUAUGAUUUAUAAUUAAGCCCUAGUUUUGACUAGCCUGUUUACUGUACAAUGAGUUUUUGUAUGUUCCAGUUACUUAGAUGAAUGUCCCGUUGAGAUUUUGGUACAGUUUAAUGGAGGCAGAAAUCUGCAUUUGAAGUCAAAAAUGAUUGGUCUGGUUUUCAUAUUUAAGUAGCAUGUGACUAUUUUUAUACUAAUUUUGAUAUUGUAUACAUUGUUUUCAUGAUCUUAUUUUGCCACUAUAAACAUCAACAAAAAAGGCGGUUUUUAGAACCUGAGUUUUAAUAGCAGUUUUGAAUUUGUAAAGUUGGUAGUUGCAGAAAUCAAACACUAGAUGGCACCAAGUUAUCUUAACAUUGGAGAUACUGAUACAGUUGUCAACUUUUUUUUUUUAACUUACUGUGCAUAGGAAAUUUCCCAAACAACAAAAGAUUGUUUUGAUCAUAUGCAUGUAUGUAGAAUAUUUUUGCAGAACAAAAAGGUUAUGUUCAAAGUGUCGUUUUAUUUUCAGAAGUCAUAUACGUGUGAGCUACAAUUUUGAGUGCUUUAUAAACACUUAAGUUAUGUGUAAAUGAAAAUUUAAUUUCAUAACAGUUUGUACAAAUUAAGCCUUUGGGAAAGUAUCCCUAAGCUGGGGAAAGAAGAAGGAAUAACAACUUAAUGAAAAGAUGGUCUCUAAUUUCUGAAUGGAAGAACUACAUACAGUGGAGAAAUAUAAUAAAGACAGUCUCAUGCUGCAGAGUAUAUUAUACCCUUACUUUGUGUUUAGGAUGUAUUUUAUUGUGUGUACAGGUGUUUUUUGCUUGUAUUUUAUUGGGAAUUUAGAUUUACCCUUUGUUCGUUUUUCAUUAUCAACUCUAGUAAGAUGAAAUUAAGGGCAGGGCUAGUUAGAGCUAACAAGCCACAUUGAAGUGGUAUGCAACUGUAAAAGAAAUCCUUCAUGUAGCUUGUGAAACUUUUAUUCUACUGGUCUCCAGAGAACGCUUCAGUGUUGAAAAGUAAUACACAGAGGAUUAAACCUUCACAUGGCUUCAGAAAAUAAGCACAUCUUUUUUUUUUUUUUAAUAAGCACAUCUUUGAUCCCAUGCUUAGUAUAAUUUCCUUUCCUAAGUGUGCAAACUCUGGAAUAAAAAUCUGAGGUACUAUAAAACAUUAAAUCAAAAAACAGAAACUAAGAGUGGACAAUUGCAGUUGAUGUUUCUUACUCUAUGGAGUCCCUGAACACUUAAGCUAGGUGGGAUGCGUCUGAGACCGUGGACUGGUUUUUAGUACUCGUACGGAACCAGCCUUGAAGAAUUGACUUAGUGAUCAUCUUUGUCGGUAAUCUAAACCUCCUGAGAUAUUUAGGCUUCUGUACAUAAAAGUGUUUUGGUAAAUUUGUGGUAUAUGUAGAUCUUUCCUCCACAUUGUUUUACCAAGAAUGUUUUGACUCUGCAUCUGUGCUACAGUUCAUGGUAGGGGUGGUGCAACUCAAACAUUAGUUUUUCUAUUUAACCUCCUCUAACAAUAUGGUUUGUCUAAAGAUUCUUACCCCAAUUCAUGUGUUUGCAGGUGACAUUUUUCUUUUCUUGCCUAGGUAGUAACAGCCCAAUCUAGUGCUGUUGUACCCUAGAAAAUCUCAAAUCAUAAUGAUUAAAAUAGUUGGGGUAAACUUGUAGUUCAUAUGCAACACUACUUGGAGGAAUUAUUUUACUAACUUGUCUUUAAUGUGGAAAUUAGUUUCAUUGAUUUGAUUAUAUUUCAAAGGAGGAAUGGAAGUGGUCCUCAAGAAAAAAAAACAUUUUUUGUUGUUAUACUGUUUGAUUCCUAUAAAUACAGUGCUAUAAAGUAUGCCCUGAAAGAAAAUAAAGUCUUUGAAAUCCAAGAAUAA
Molecule: messenger RNA, 2858 nt
Organism: Mesoplodon densirostris (Blainville's beaked whale)
Lineage: Eukaryota; Metazoa; Chordata; Mammalia; Artiodactyla; Ziphiidae
Gene: EIF1AX
Product: eukaryotic translation initiation factor 1A X-linked
Exons: 7
Coding region: 224-658 (144 amino acids)
Biological process (GO): translational initiation
Cellular component (GO): cytoplasm
Molecular function (GO): RNA binding; translation initiation factor activity
Source: RefSeq, a predicted model, not a curated record